GAGGUACAAGUGCAUUAACACAAUCACUGAGGGAAACAGUGAGCAGUACCUAAAGUGACACGACUGUGCAUGCACAAGUAAUUUCCUCACAAGACCACCAAAAGUAAAUAAUGGCCAUGAACAAUGACGAUUAUGACUAUAUCCAUGAUAAGGCUGAAAGCGAGGCUGAGACUCACAUUGACAAAACAGCACUUCACUAUGCUGCUGCAUUCACCACUCUCACCUUCUGCAUCAGCCUGUCUGGAAACAGCUUCCUGCUGUGGGUUCUCCGGAUGGAACGACCUUGGAAGACCACAUCGGAUCUCUUACUUCUGCAACUCACAAUUUCUAACCUUUGCUUCACGCUGACCUUGCCCUUUGCGGCCUGCAAUGAACUGCAUGAAUGGAUCUUUGGAGAGUGGACCUGUGGAGUAGGGAUAGGGAUUUAUUAUCUGGGACUGUUCACCUCUGUGGUGAUCCUCACUGCCAUGCCUCUGUAUUAUUAUGUUACUGUGAUUCAGGCUUCAUGUUUGUCUGUAUGGGUCUCAAGACAAUAUAGUGUCCGCGUAGCUAGCGUUGUGAUGUGGCUGGUAUGUGCUGCUGCAAGCAUAAAGCUGUCUGUAAGUAGCAAAGUUGUUGAAUUUGGCAGCAGUAAAGUAUGUGUAACUUUGGUGGAGUCCAAAACUAUGGAACUCUUUGACAUGUACAUGGAGAUUUGCCUUUUCUUUCUCAUUCCUUUCCUUAUCAUUACAUUCUGCUAUGUCCACAUAUGGAUAAUGGUGAAACAGGGCAGGAUAAACAGCCAUCAGCAGCCUUCAAAACUGAUUUUAUGGAUAACUGUUGGCACUUUUCUUUGCUUGGCUCCUUACAAUGUCCACAUCUUUAUACAAUCCUUGCUAAUAUUGGAUGUUCGUAUGCACACACAUGAGGUGAUAUAUGCAUUGCACUAUACAUGGUUCAUUAUCAAUCCCAUGACUCACACCUUCUGCUGCCUCAGCCCUCUGGUCCAUAUAAUUGGAGCACAAAGGUUUAGGAGGCAUCUCCCCAUGCCGUGCAAUAAAUUAUCACUAUGCAGAGAUGAGAGUGAUAAUGACGGUUCAAUGGCAUUCAUACCUCUCCAAAAUGCUGAAGAAAUGUGAAGUUACAAUGCCCUGCCAUGAGCAUCCCUUAGAGUUAGAUGACAAGAUGCGUUAGGAUUUGAUCAGAUAAAUUAGCUGAAAUUAACAGCAUUGAAAAGUGAGUGGUAGCUUUUAAUCAUAGAGAUUGGCUUUUGUUAAUGCUAGUGGGAUGCACUGUGAAAUGAGAUUAAUGGCUUAUCGAGUUGAGUUUUCCGCAUUACAAAAUUGUUUCUUUUACCGGUUUAAAUCACCAUAGUAACUUGAACACGUAACCUGGUUGGCAGCAGGUCUUAUUCCGAGUUUUGGUUUUAAAUUGUCUGGAAGCGUAGCAGUUUCACAGAUUCUUUUACUUACAGUAUGUUUUAAGUGCAUUAUACAUUCUCUGUUGGGUGAAUACAUUUUAUAUGUGCAAAUUGUUAAGCUGUAUUUUCCUAAUA
Archocentrus centrarchus (flier cichlid) is the source of this 1534-nucleotide messenger RNA. Its product is annotated as C-C chemokine receptor type 8-like. The record is from RefSeq and is a predicted model, not a curated record. Gene Ontology annotation, molecular function: C-C chemokine binding; C-C chemokine receptor activity. The transcript is spliced from 2 exons. Bases 111 to 1118 code for a protein of 335 amino acids. Gene Ontology annotation, biological process: G protein-coupled receptor signaling pathway; cell chemotaxis; positive regulation of cytosolic calcium ion concentration. Lineage: Eukaryota; Metazoa; Chordata; Actinopteri; Cichliformes; Cichlidae. Gene Ontology annotation, cellular component: external side of plasma membrane; membrane.